This is a messenger RNA of Gambusia affinis (western mosquitofish), 1537 nucleotides long. It is a transcript of the gene marco, whose product is annotated as macrophage receptor with collagenous structure. Gene Ontology annotation, cellular component: membrane. NCBI's taxonomy places the organism in Eukaryota, Metazoa, Chordata, Actinopteri, Cyprinodontiformes, Poeciliidae. The record is from RefSeq and is a predicted model, not a curated record. Bases 54 to 1229 code for a protein of 391 amino acids. The transcript has 13 exons.
AACAUCAAGAACUACUUAAGCAAGAGGUAGGCAGACAUCAAACUGUAGUGAGAAUGGAGACAGCAGUGGACGAGACAAUGGACCAGGUCACCCAUUACAAUCCACUGUUCGACAUGUCGCUGAGCAGGAGCGAGCGCUACAGCUUCCAGCAUGAUGAUCUGAAACCAGCCCCCUCCAGAAGACACUGGAGUUUUACUGUGAUAAUUAUCUGGGUCAUCUUACAGACAGCGCUUGAUGCCUUUCUCAUUUAUAAAGUUGUGUUGGGACUGAGCCCUGCGCCACAGAGUUCAUAUCAUCAUAGCGACAACGACCUUGACCUCAACCUUCUCAUCCAGAACAACAGCCAAGAAGCCAACAGUCUGAGGAGCCACUUAUGGGUUUUGCAAAAUCAGGUCAAGAGUCUGUGUGGUGAGGAAGGUCAGCUACAAAGAUUAAGGGCUGACCUGAACUUGCUCAAUACCAGCAACCACAACCUGGAAAACAAACUAACAAACAUUAGAAUCAAAACAGGCCCACCAGGUACAAACGGUCUACCUGGACAACAAGGUCCGAAAGGAGAGAGAGGCCCAAAAGGUGACAGUGGGGCUCCUGGCCCUUCAGGUCAAAAGGGUGAAACAGGACUCAAAGGGGGAAAAGGAGAACUGGGAGCUGCUGGUGAAGUUGGUCCGAAAGGUUCAGCAGGGAAUCCAGGAGCACCAGGCAAUAAGGGGGAGCCAGGGGACCAAGGCCCUCGUGGAGAAAAAGGUGACUCUGGAAUGUCUGGACAGAAAGGGGAGUCUGGAUUGUCUGGUUCACCUGGAUUAAAAGGACAAAAAGGAGACCCUGGAAGUGUUGGCCCUCAGGGACCCCCAGGUGCAAGAGGACCUGUUGGACUUAAAGGGACUCAGGGUCCACCUGGACUGCAAGGAGAAAAGGGCGAGUCAGGAAAAGAGAUCAAAGUGCGUCUUGUGCCUGGACAAAACAGAGGACGAGUGGAAGUCAUGCACAGUAACAUCUGGGGCACCAUUUGUGACGACAGCUUUGGAACUUUAGAUGGGAGAGUGAUCUGUAAGAUGCUAGGGUUCCAGUCUGUUGUUUCCACCUUCACUGCUACCCCAGGUACCGGUAAGAUCUGGUUGGAUGAGCUGCAAUGCACAGGAGCAGAGUCUGACAUCUUUGACUGUCCACACAAUGAAGUUGGUGUUCACAACUGUAAUCAUGAUGAGGACGUGGGAGUACAAUGUACAUAGAGGCAGAAGAGAGAUUAAACUGUGCAAAAGUUAACUUUGUAGUCCUUAUGUUAGACUGAAAUUUAUCACAUUAUUUCAUGUUUUUCUUUCCAGUCAUAUUACUUGAGUAAUACUAUACUAUUUGACCAUAACUUUAGAGACACUAUGUCCUCGGAGUAGGUCCCACAUUAUGCAUGAAACUAAGCAAACUGCGCAGCCGCUUAGGGCCCCAGGGCACUAGGGGGCCCCCUUAGUGGAACUGAUUUUUUUUUAGUAAUGAUUUCUAUGUGAUUAUAUUUACAAAAACACAUAAAUUCAUUAUAAAGUUG